Ogataea polymorpha is the source of this 2854-nucleotide messenger RNA. RefSeq lists its product as uncharacterized. Gene Ontology annotation, biological process: unsaturated fatty acid biosynthetic process. NCBI's taxonomy places the organism in Eukaryota, Fungi, Ascomycota, Pichiomycetes, Pichiales, Pichiaceae. Gene Ontology annotation, molecular function: stearoyl-CoA 9-desaturase activity; iron ion binding. The transcript is spliced from 3 exons. The record is from RefSeq and is a predicted model, not a curated record. Gene Ontology annotation, cellular component: endoplasmic reticulum membrane. The coding region runs from base 1199 to 2734 and encodes 511 amino acids.
AAUUCUUCAGAACUCCCAUAUACUCGAGCUACAUUUAAACGAGUUACAUAGCUCUUUCUUUAAAUCAAGACUAGAAAAGGUGGGUAUGAUAUUUGAGUGUUUCAAUAGCUAUUGUUCGGAAUUGUUUUCGUCAGUGGAGUGCAGAGAACAACAUAUGAUUAAUUGUCACGAUUAUCCUCAAGGUUUUGAUUUCAACGGGCUACUUCAUGGUCGCCACAAAGAAUAAAAGAAACUACUCACACUACUGAGCUUUUCUCUCUUCUACUUGGGCCAAACUCACUGUGCUCGCGAACAUUGUGUAAUCUCCGACUGUUGACCGACUAUUGACAAGACAUAUUACGGCUGAUAAGUAGUUUGUCUGCCAAAAUAAAAAACGGUGUCAUUUGAGCAUGAAUAAUAAAUAAUAGGCUGCAAGUACGAACAGCGAAUUUAUACUAAAAGAACUUGUUAUAGACAGAAUUUUAGUGAUUACAGGCUAAACCUUUUUUAUAUACCAUUGAACGGAUACCAAAUAUUGAAAAAUGGUGAGUGAUUACCAUGAUUAAUUCGCAUUCAUAGAAGCUAACGCAGUUUUAGUCCGGAAUUCAAAGUUUAUUGAAAACUGAAAAAGAAGCACAGGAGAUUGUAUCUCAGGCAAGGCAAUACCGCGCACAAAAACUAAAAGAUGCCAAAUCUGAUGCACAGAAGGAAAUUGAACAGUAUAGGUUGAAGAAAGAAGCGGAACUCAAGAAAUACGAAGAAGAAUUUCAGGGUUCGAAUCAGAAACUUGAAAAGGAAGCUGAAGAGCAGAUCAAAGAUGAGCUUGCAAACAUCAAGAAAACUUGUGAAAGUAAAAAGGAGAACGUCAUCAAGCUUCUCAUUGACGCUGUUAUUUCUCCCAAACCUGAACUUCAUAUCAAUGCCAGACAAUAGUUCAGUCCAGAAGGAAAAUGGGAAUUUAAAUUACACCCACUGUUCGAUCGUUGUCAAGAAGAAAAUCGGCAGUCAAGUUUUAGCAUUUGUAACUAAGGUGAGUAACUACCGCUCUUUAGCCUUUACUAAAGGGUGACGAGUGCAAUUGUUAUUGAAUGCUCAUGUCUUGUAGUAAAAUAUCGAUGCAGUGGUAGUUUAGUUGUCUCACCAAAAGUGGCGAUCACCAACUAAUUUUUAUAAAAUUACAGUAUUUGGCUAUUGUCUGUGCAAGAUCAUAGAUAAUUUGAUGAUUCCAGAAGCUGAGUACCCGGAGUCUGAAUUGAAAAAGUACAAGAUUCUGAUUUCGGGGGAUACCACAAGCGACCAAGAUUCCUCCUUUCACUAUACUAAAGAUGGUGGACAGGCACAAGUCGUAAAAGUCAAAAAAACCGUCAAAAAGAUUCAAACGACUAAUACAGCAUCAACACUACUUCGAAGGCACAUUUCAGAGAGGUCUUGGACUUUGAGGAAUUGGUAUAGACAUAUCCACUGGAAGAAUUUCACGCUAAUUGUUCUCUGUCCGAUCGUAGGGUUGACAUUAUGUCUUUCGUAUAACACAAGACCCUACAAGCAAACACUCUAUUUUGCUGCAUUGCUCCAUUUUUUUACGUUGAUGUCGGUCAAUGUGCUUUAUCAUAGAUACCUCUCACACAGUUCAUUUAACAUUGAAAACGAAAAACUGGUUUUUGUGUUAGCGGCCUUAGCCUCAGGAGCGGGAAUAACCUCUGCGAAAAAUUGGUGUUCGUCUCAUCGUGCACAUCAUAGAUACUGCGAUGUCUCCGAUAAGGAUCCCCACAAUAUUAGAAGAGGUUUUCUAUUCAGUCACUGCGGAUGGAUGAUCAUAAUCCAUAAUCUUAAGGUUUCUAGAGCCAUCAGAGAGAGUAAACUUGACGAACUUCCCAACAAAAAGGUUGUUAAGUGGCAGGCAGAUAAUUAUCUUCUACUAUUUAUUACUGUUGGGCUCAUAAUACCAAGCCUUAUUUGCGGAUGGUUUUGGGACGAUUACAUCGGUGGGUUGAUAUAUGCCGGAUUCUUUAAAACGGCUCUAGUGCAGCACUCUGUCUUUGCAAUUAAUUCCUUUGGUCACACUAUUGGUACUAGACCUUAUAAUGACUGCAAGUCUCCCAGAAACAACGUGCUGCUCAACUUGAUAACAUUGGGUGAGGGGAACUUGAAUUUUCAUUAUGAGUUUCCUAUGGAUUACCGUAAUAGCAACGUUUGGUAUGAAUUCGAUCCUACUAGAUGGAUAAUAAAAUUACUUUGUUAUCUGCAUUGUGUCAAACAUUUGAAAAAGACUUCCAGCUCUACAGUUGAAAUGUCGUAUGUCCAACAACAGCAGAAGUUAAUUGACAACAAACGUUCGCAAUUGAACUGGGGGAUUCCGAUUGAAAGGUUACCAGUAUUCUCUCCUGAUGAAUUUCGAAGACUGGCCGAGAAAUCUAGGAACAGAUAUCUAGUGGUAGUUUCAGGGAUAAUUCAUGAUGUCACUCCUUUUGCAAAAGACCAUCCAGGAGGAUUACCUUUAAUCAAAGCUGCACAUGGCAAAGAUGCCACCACUGCCUUUAAUGGUGCAGUUUAUCAACACUCCAACGCAGCAAGAAAUUUACUAGCUACAAUGCGCAUAGGAGCUUUGGGAGGCUCUGAGACCCUUUUCUGGAAACAACAGCGAAUAGAGAACAAAUCUGUUCCAAUAGAUAAUGACACCGAUGGGAACAAGAUUGUGCGAAGUGGAGCUCAGGAAACUGUGAACAAAGUUUAUGGCGGCACUGCCGAUGCGGCCUGAUUCCAUUCUAAGCUUUCAUAUUUAUUUUGACUUGAUACUCUGAAAAUAGACGAAUUUUAGAGAUCAAUCCAGCCAAUACAUAUAUCGCCGAGAGUAAGGUUUGAUGAAAACAUAAAUAAG